UAUGGUUACCUGAUACAACCAAUCGAGACGCGGAUGGAAAAUGUCAAGGAUUAUAUCAAGUCUAUCAAGCCGGAUCUUGAGGUUCAUGUCGAACCAAUCAUCGACCCUUAUGGCCCCUCCAUUGUCGACGAGGCUCUGGAGGCAAUCGUUGUCAGCAAGGAGACAUUGCGAGGAGGGCAUGCUGUCAACAGGAAGAGGGCCGAGAGAGGCCUCACACAGCUGGAGAUUGAGGUGGUGGAACUAGUGCCAGAGAAAUCUACAGGGAACAAGAUCAGCUCUACAGCAUUCAGAAAGAUCGAGGCCGAAAAGGCACUGCAGCAGCAAAAGCUGGACCAGCAGGAGGAGCAACAAACAGUUCAGCUGGAGUGCAGGACAUAGCCAACCAUCUUAUCAUGUGUUCAGCUGGCAGAUUAAUCCAGUGCAAAUCGUGUACUUACAAGUUCUACUUUACAUGCAAAAAUUUGUACAAAAGAGUAAUAUAUAUACAAAAGGAUAGCAGCAGAGCACUUCUUUGGCUCUUGUAAAAAUGGGUACCAAGCUUAAGGAUUACACAAUUUUCUCAAAUCAGUAGAGAUAAUGAUUAAAAGGUUUA
Molecule: messenger RNA, 592 nt
Organism: Triticum aestivum (bread wheat)
Lineage: Eukaryota; Viridiplantae; Streptophyta; Magnoliopsida; Poales; Poaceae
Product: phosphopantetheine adenylyltransferase
Biological process (GO): coenzyme A biosynthetic process
Molecular function (GO): pantetheine-phosphate adenylyltransferase activity; dephospho-CoA kinase activity
Source: RefSeq, a predicted model, not a curated record